Messenger RNA from Brassicogethes aeneus, 779 nucleotides. NCBI's taxonomy places the organism in Eukaryota, Metazoa, Arthropoda, Insecta, Coleoptera, Nitidulidae. The record is from the annotation of a GenBank genome assembly.
ACAGUUCAAAUCAGGACAGCGCGCUAAAAACACUACGCUUAGUAAACGAGCGAAAUACCACGCGAUUCUCUAGAUAUUUCUACAAAACAAAGUGAAUAAAAUGGCUCUUUAUCCGCUCAUGGACAACUCGAUGUACCUAAUUCGCCCAUCCAGGCUGCUAGAUCAGCAUUUCGGCCUUUCUUUGGACCCCGAGGAUUUCCUGGAACCGCUGGCCAUCGCCAGAAAUCAUUUGAGAGGUCCUGCUGGGUACAUGAGACCGUGGCAAAGUCUGGCGAGCCACCACGACACCGGAUCCACCAUCAAAUACGACGAGAACAAAUUCAAUGUUUCCCUGGACGUGCAGCAAUUCAAACCGGAAGAGAUCACCGUGAAAGUGGUCGGCGAUAAUGUGGUCAGCGUGGAGGGAAAACACGAGGAGAAGGAGGACGAGCACGGCUACAUAUCGAGGCAGUUCGUGAGGAAGUAUGUCCUCCCGAAGGGCUACGACAUCUCCCAAGUCAACUCCAAGCUUUCCUCCGAUGGGGUUUUGAGCAUUUCCGCGCCGAAAGUCGACGACAAACAAUUGGAGCACAGGGAGAUCCCCGUGCUGCAAACUGGGGAACCCGUCAAGAAGAUCCAGAACAAGGAAGAAAAGAAGGAAUAAGGCUGAUGAUUUAGAUAUUUAGAAAAUAUUUAUGUUUUUAAAAAGUACCAAACAUUGAUAAUUUUUUGUUAAGACUGUGUUUAGUAUUAUUAAAUAAUUUUGUUAUUUGAGUUUUGGUAAUAAACUUAUUAUCCUA